AUGUCAGAAUCCCAAGACACGAUCAUCAGACAACUGCAGCAAUAUACAACGUGCGACGUCUCGGACGCUCUGUGCAAGUUGAAGUACCGCAAUGGGGGUUUUCUAUCUGGCUUAACCAUGUGGUCUCCUCAGCGCCAGGACGGUCCUACUAAAAUCGUCGGACCCGCAUACACUGUCAAAUAUGUACCCUUAGACGAUCCAGCACCCAAGCAUCCGAACCACUACAUCGAUACGGUGCCCAAGGGCGCUGUAAUCUUUGUCUCAUGCCCUCGUAAAACUCCGAACGCUGUGUAUGGUGGCCUGAUGUCGACCCGUGCGCUAGUCAGCGGCGCCGUCGGAUCUGUCAUCGACGGUCGUUUUCGCGAUCUGCAGGAACAGCGCGAGUUACAAUAUCCGAUUUUUGCUCGAGACGUCGGCACAGCGCCGCCAGCAGAACUACUCAAAGUGGCCGCCGUCAAUGUACCCGUACAGCUCCAGACGGACGAGCAAGAGAUGGAGGUCCGGCCAGGCGACUACCUAAUUGCCGACUUAAAUGGUGUCGUCGUGUUGCCCGUCGAGCUGGUGGAGCAAGCUCUGCCGUUGAUGCAGAAGCAGGUCGAGGCUGACGACAAGAUGGCCGUCGAGAUCAAGAGAGGUAUGACUUUCACUGACGCCAGCAAGAGGUUCAGGUAA
Messenger RNA from Annulohypoxylon truncatum, 672 nucleotides. Its product is annotated as RraA-like protein. The record is from RefSeq and is a predicted model, not a curated record. Lineage: Eukaryota; Fungi; Ascomycota; Sordariomycetes; Xylariales; Hypoxylaceae. The transcript has 4 exons. Bases 1 to 672 code for a protein of 223 amino acids.